UUCAAAGAUUAUAUUUCCAGUGUUAGAAGCCGUUAACACGUUGAUGAUGAUAUUUCAUGUUAUCCUAGUACUUUGUCAUGGCCCUCUUUAAGUAUCAACAUGGUCCAGCGCCUAACUUACCGUCGUAGAUUGUCCUACAACACCGCCUCCAACAAAACUAGGCUGUCCCGGACUCCUGGUAACCGCAUUGUGUACCUGUACACCAAGAAGGUGGGCAAGGCACCCAAGUCUGCAUGCGGAAUAUGCCCUGGUAGACUGCGUGGAAUCCGGGCAGUGAGACCCCAGGUCCUGAUGAGGCUCUCAAAGACAAAGAAGCACGUCAGCAGGGCCUACGGCGGUGCCAUGUGUGCGAAGUGUGUACGUGAUAGGAUCAAGCGUGCUUUCCUGAUUGAGGAGCAGAAGAUCGUUGUCAAGGUCCUUAAAGCACAGGCACAGAGUCAAAAAUCUAAAUAAAUGUGUAUUUGUACUGCAACAUUAAAAUAAUUGAAAUAUC
Messenger RNA from Oncorhynchus nerka (sockeye salmon), 493 nucleotides. RefSeq names its product large ribosomal subunit protein eL34. Gene Ontology annotation, biological process: translation. The coding region runs from base 100 to 453 and encodes 117 amino acids. NCBI's taxonomy places the organism in Eukaryota, Metazoa, Chordata, Actinopteri, Salmoniformes, Salmonidae. Gene Ontology annotation, molecular function: structural constituent of ribosome. The transcript is spliced from 5 exons. Gene Ontology annotation, cellular component: ribosome; cytosolic large ribosomal subunit. The record is from RefSeq and is a predicted model, not a curated record.